Messenger RNA from Syngnathus typhle (broad-nosed pipefish), 1293 nucleotides. RefSeq names its product family with sequence similarity 89 member A (gene fam89a). The record is from RefSeq and is a predicted model, not a curated record. Lineage: Eukaryota; Metazoa; Chordata; Actinopteri; Syngnathiformes; Syngnathidae. The coding region runs from base 203 to 730 and encodes 175 amino acids. The transcript has 2 exons.
UCCUCCUUCCAUUCGACUUGACAUGGCGUCGCCAACGACAGUCAGCACGGUACACUAGCGGCUCUAUUCGUGUCGGUGGUGGAACGUGGAGUCUGCCGGAUUUGCUUUUUUUUGUUGUGAGAACUAACAGCAGCUUCCCUCCGUCAGUGUGAUUUGUAAAAGUUCCCUUUACCACCUUCGUCUUGGUCCCUUUCACGUUGCCAUGAACGGGAAGUCGGCCAACGGCUCGGCAGGGGGAAUGGCGUGCAUCGACGGGCUGCCGCCGCUGCCCAAGAGCCUUAGCGGCUUGCUCAACUCGAGCGGCGGCUCGUGGAGGGACAUGGAGCGGAUGUACGUGAAGAAGACCAUGAUCCAGGACGACCUGAGCCGAGGACGCAACAACGCUGACAGCCUGCUGGCCAGCAAGCCGGCGAACCUCGACGCCGCCCUGGCUCUGCUGCGGAAAGAGAUGGUGGGCUUACGUCAACAGGACAUGUCCCUGCUGUGUCAGCUAUGGUCGCUGCACGAGUCCAUCCAGGAGUACAAGGGCAGCUGCCAGGACUUGAGCGCCGCCUCCGGCCUGGGCAUGAUGGAGAACGGCUACUUCGACGAGGACGACGAGUACUACGCCGAGCCGGGCGCCACGCCCACCGACGAGCACCCGGACGGCAACGGCAUGGCGGGGCAAGGCACCAGCGACGGCGGGGUGGGCAAAGACGACAGCUGGGAGUCCUUCCGGGUCACCAUCUGAUGCCUCCUUGGUCUGGUAUUUUCUUCCAUUUGCACCGGGAAUGUAAUGCCCAAGCCUCAUGUCGGCGCCCCCUGUGGUCAAACUUUAAUGCUGCAAGGGGCCCAGCUUGGCGCUUCAUCGCACUCGAUGGAGUCGAAUCAAACUUGUUUACUUAAGAAAGAAAAAAAAAAGGAAAAAAAGAUUAGUAAUAUACUGUAUGUAUGUUAGAUGUGUUAUCUUAUUAUAAACAUAUGCCGGUUACUUACGCCGUCCGGCAGGGUUUACAUGUAAGUGUUUGGGUAAAGUUUUAUUAUUUAUUAUAUAUUGUGAAAAAAAAAGCCGAGAAGUAAUUAGUCAACCAAACCAAUCGCGAUGAUAUUAAGAGGGACGUCGGAGCGAUCAGAGCAUUUGGCAAGCACGAAUUUGUAAAAGUGCUCGCAAGAAUGAAACGUUUUGACGUGUUCAUAGUUAACAUCUGAGUACAGGGUCAUUUUCUACGUCACGUUACGCGAAGCGACCUUACGUUAGCGACACCGUCGAUCCGUUGUCAUCAUUUGUGUCUGGACGUCACAUGACCAAAGACA